This is a messenger RNA of Wyeomyia smithii (pitcher-plant mosquito), 1541 nucleotides long. RefSeq names its product anillin-like. The transcript is spliced from 2 exons. Lineage: Eukaryota; Metazoa; Arthropoda; Insecta; Diptera; Culicidae. The record is from RefSeq and is a predicted model, not a curated record. Bases 216 to 584 code for a protein of 122 amino acids.
AGAAAAAAAAAGAAGUUUUGUUUUGAUCGUGCGCUAGGAACUUGUUUUUAUUGAAUCUGUGUUUCGUUUGUUAGAAAUAGUUCCAGUGCAAGUGAAAAAAAACUUGGCCGUUCGUGCCUCUCCGGAGGAAUAUAGUCAUACGGCGUUUUUGUCGUGUUCGCGUAGUGUUUUUUUGGUGAUGCUGAUUCACUUAAGCAGCGAACAAAUUGGACACCAUGAAUCCGGGAUCGGAGCACGGCAUCGGCGCUGGUAUCGACUGCAUGAUCAUGUCCUUCGCUAUUAUACCUAUAUUGAUGAUGAAAAAUACAAGCCUCCGAUCGGAAGCAUUGAUUUGCAGAAGUGCUCAGAAAGUAACUAUUGCACCCAGAUUGGUAUGCUUACGAUUGAACAAAUUAUUAAAAUUCCGACGUCCACCAUCGCCGGAUGAUGUUGAAUCGCUGGUGCUAGCAAAGCAAGGCAAUCCUGCUAUUCAGCGGAAUUUGCUGUCAGCUGAUUGUUGCGACGAGUGGUGUGCACAUCUUAAUAAAACACUUGCUCUGCUUGAAGCCUGGGGACAGACCGAUAGCAGAAGUUCGAGUUGCUAAAUGCUAAAUACGAUCAAUCUGCUUCAUAUCGGUUUUCUGUACAGUUGCCAUUGUUAGCAGUAUUAUUAUUAGUUAGUUAGUUAGUAGUAGUAUUAUUAGUUAGUUAUUUAUUGAAAUUAUGAAUUCAAACGUCCCAAGCAGAUAAGGAUUAGUGUUUUUUUUUCAAAUAGGGUGUUUUGAGAUUAAUUAAAUGUUAACCAAUAUUUAUUUAGAAUUUAUAUUGUGUGUUCUGCCAUGAACGGAGACAUCAACACUAUUACAUACAUUUUAUAUUUUAUUAUAUUAAUAGUUUGUAGUUGCUUUCGCAGAUAAGUGAAAAUUAAGUGAAAAUGGCAAACAAAAAAUGAAUUGAAAUAAAACACAAACCUAAUCUUACAUUUAUCUUUACUGACUAUAAUUGAGAAUUGCAUGAUUUUUUCGGAACUUAUUCGACAUAUUUUGUAAUGUUUACACAUUAGUAAGCCUAUGUACAAGGGUCAAAAUAAGUAGGAUAGGCAAGUGCUGGUAGGUAGUAAAUCUGCUAAUUUUUGGAUGGAUUUUAUAAUUGAUGACCUGAUAAAAAUGCUUAUUUGCAUCAUUGGCAUAGAUGAAAAAAACAUUUCUAAAGUGAAUGUUUCAUCAAGAUCAGGAAUCGAUAAAAAGCUCAUCGAGAAAUGGCUAUUUCAGAAAUGAAGCAGGGCAGGCAGUGGGGAAAAUAUACGGUUGUGACGCAUAUGCUGGUUGGUCGAUUAUCCAAAAGCAUUGAGGGAAGAUUCAACACACAAAAAUUUUAUGAGGCCAGCCGUGUGAACUGGAGCGUUGUCAUCCUGAAAAAAACCUUCACCAUUCGGGAAUAAUGCUUACAUCAUUGAGAGAACCUGAUGAUAAGAAUAAUUUCACAAUACUGUUCAAGAAUCAAGGAUUGUUUCGAAAGUGACCAAAACAACCAAUAUUCAAAAAUAUGUGUUUUGGAAGAAG